AUGGUGCUGCUCCUCGGGGCCGUCCUCGCUGUGCUGCUGGGAAGCUCCCCCGUCGCGGCAGGCUCUCUGCGCGACAUCGAGCAUGUCGUCAUUUUCAUGCAGGAGAAUCGCGCGUGGGAUACGUACUUUGGCACGAUGGCGGGUGUCCGUGGUUUUAAUGACCCCAACGUUCAGGUCAACGCCGAUGGGCAAUCGGUCUGGAACCAGCAAGUCGAUCCGGACAUGUCCACGGCCACCAACACCCUGCUGCCCUGGUACCUGGGCUACAAGGGCGGUGACUGGAACGAUGCCAUCCAGUGCAUGGCCGCCGGCGACAACGGCUACCAGGAUAACCAGGCCGCUCUCAAUCACGGCCUGAACAACCAUUGGGCCCGUAACAAUACCCCCUGGAGCUGGGGCUAUUACAAGCGUGAGGACAUCCCCGUCCAGUUCGCCAUCGCCGAGGGGUGGACCUCCGGUGACAUGUAUCAGGAGUCUCAAAUUACUUCGACCAACCCGAACCGUGUCACUCUGGUCAGUGGCUCUGUGAAUGUGCCCGGAAGCCCGCAGAACUCUAGCCAGGGUGGCGUUUACAUCGACAACAACGAGGUGCCUGGAUGUGAUAGCCAGGGCAUCAAUUGCUACCCUCUCAAGUGGAAGACCGUCUAUGAGUUCUACGAGGAUGCCGGUGUCUCGUGGCAGCUUUACCAGGACACCAAUAACUUCGACGACAACCCCCUGGCCUGGUUUUCUCAGUUCCAGAAGGCGAGCAAGAACUCGCCCCUCGCCCAGAAGGGUAUGUCCUUCGUGGGUCUGGAUGCUUUCUACGCCGCCGCCGCCAACGGUUCCCUCCCCGAAGUCAGCUUCAUUGUUGGCCCAGCCGAGCUGUCCGAGCACCCGCCGUACCAGCCCAAGGAUGGUGGCUGGCUGCAGAAGCAGGUCGUAGAGGCGGUCAUCAACAGCCCCAAGUACUCGUCAACCCUUCUGAUGAUCAGCUUCGAUGAGACUGGUGGAUUUGGCGAUCACGUUACUCCAUUCCACUCGCCCCAGGGUACCCCUGGAGAAUGGAUGGAAGACCCGAUGGGCCUCUUCGGUGAUGUGUUUGUGGGACCUGGUUUCCGCGUUCCCUUCUAUAUGAUCUCCCCCUGGACUCGGGGUAACCGUGUCUUCACGGAGCGGGCCGAUCACAACUCGCAGAUCCUGUUUGUAGAGCAGUGGCUCACUGCUCGUGGCUACAACGGAAUCCAGACCGACCAGAUGGUCCCGUGGCGACGUCUCCACAUGUCAAACCUAGUCAAUGCCCUGGAUCUGGAGAACCCCGAUCUCUCUCUCCCUAGCCUGCCCGAGGCCGAGACCCCCGUCACCAACGGCAAUGGCGAUUACGUUGGUUCAGCGCAGUGUCAGGCUAAGCACCCAACCCAACGUCCCCCUGUUCCCUACGGUCAUCAGGAUGACUCCACCAAUGCCCUCUGGUUUGAGGACGGCUAUAAAGAGGUGGUCGGUUACCUGACUGAAGGCCGGUACCUCGUCGCCGAGAAGGGCGGGUCAGCACUGACCAAUUCUGGCAAGCGCGACUACGUGACCGUCACCCCAGCAACAAAAAACCACGAGUCCAAGUCACAGCGCUGGAUCAUUCACUAUACCGAAGACCAGGAGAGCGAGAUCUUCACCAUCUCUAGCGCCCUGGACGGUCGCUGGCUCGGCGCGCGCGGUGUCCUGCUGGACAGCGACCAGGCCCAGGACGCCGAGCCCGUACGCAUCACCUUCCUCGGCAAUGGCCUUGGUUAUACCGUGCAGUAUGUCAACGGCAACCAGUACGUCGAUGUCGACCACCUGGGCUCGCUUCAGAUUGCCACCCAAGAUCAAAGUCCUGAUCAGGGCUUCAAGCUCUACAGCGUGACAUACCAUGAAUAA
Penicillium canariense is the source of this 1893-nucleotide messenger RNA. RefSeq names its product phosphoesterase family-domain-containing protein. The transcript is spliced from 8 exons. Gene Ontology annotation, molecular function: hydrolase activity, acting on ester bonds. The coding region runs from base 1 to 1893 and encodes 630 amino acids. NCBI's taxonomy places the organism in Eukaryota, Fungi, Ascomycota, Eurotiomycetes, Eurotiales, Aspergillaceae. The record is from RefSeq and is a predicted model, not a curated record.